AAUGGAAUUUCUUAAAACUAGGGACAGGAUGCCUACCAAGCUCCCUCGAUGUUUCUUCACAGUCAAUAUAGACGGCAUGCCACUAGGCACCGUCAUAUUCGAACUGUGUGCUGACAUAUGCCCAAAGACCUGCGAGAACUUCAUGUGCCUUUGUACAGGUGAUCGAGAAAAAGGGCAUGGCAGUCAAGGAAAACCACUUUCUUACAAAGGCUCCAGUUUUCAUAGAAUUGUAAAAAACUUCAUGAUCCAGGGAGGCGAUUUCACUCAUGGCACUGGAGUUGGUGGAGAGAGUAUUUUUGGAGGUGUUUUUCCUGACGAAAACUUCAUCUUGAAGCACGAUCAGAAGUAUUUGUUGUCCAUGGCAAAUAGGGGCCCUAACACUAACGGAUCCCAAUUCUUCAUAACGACCGCUGUCUGCCCUCAUCUAGACAACUCACAUGUAGUGUUCGGUCACGUGAUCGAAGGAGAAAGGUAUUUGGACCAGAUAGAGCUAAUGGGGGUAGAUACGGAGCACAAACCGUUUGCAGAUAUCCGUAUAGCAGACUGUGGAAUGGUUUCAGGAUACGGUAGAGAGGAGAGUCCUGUAUCUCUGCCAGUAGUGGUGGUGCCUGCCCCGGUUGCUCUACCGAUCCCGUCACUUGCACCUCCAGUUGCUACUGUCGCUCCGUCCAUUCCUUUGCUGCACGAAGCAACUCCUGCUGCAAUAGAGGUUGUUAAAGACGAUAAGAAGAAGAAGAAAAAGAAGAAGAAGAAGAAAAGUUCGAGUGAUGAAAGCGAUAGCUCGAGCAGUGGCAGUGAUAGUUCCGAUAGUGAUGAUAGUUCAGAUGACUCCAGUGAUAGUGAUAGUGGUAAUAAAAAACUCAAGACGAAGAAAAAGAAAUUGCUUCGAAUUAAAAAGAAGUUGGAUAAAAUGGCCAAGAAAAAGAAGCUGAAGAAGUCACGCGCGAAAAAGUUAAAACGAGUUGAAGAGAAGAUAAAGAAGAUUGACAAAAUCUUGACUGGGGAAAAGCUGACGUCAGAGAACGAUUCAGAACAGGAAGAAAUGAAGAAAUCGUAUCUUUAUCGCAGUAGUUUAACUCCUCCUCCGAGGAAGAUUAAGAAACCAAAGAAAGAAAAAGUGGAAAAGAAAAAAGAGGAGAAGUUUUUGGACGACGAAUUCUUUGCAAAGCGUGGAAAGGUAGCUGGAGCGUUUAUGGCUCCCAUUAGUCAGCUACACGGUCUGGGAGUUGAAGAGUUCUCCCAGACUGGCCCUACUGAUAACAUCACUGCCAUCGUUAACAGAACUAAAACCAACGUGGGUCCCGGGGUUGGAGGUCUUGCGAAGGCGAAGAAACUCGGUGUGAACCAAGUAGUUAUACCGACUCCCAAAGCCGGAAACAUUAUUGUGAAUCCUGCUGAAGAUCAGACAGAUGAAGUCAAGCCAGCAAAAAAGAAAACUUCGAAGAAAAAGGCAUCCAAAAAAACAGAGAAUUCGUCCUCUGAAAGCUCCGAUCCAAGCUCAUCAGAAUCAGAAUCACAGUCUAGCGAGGAGGAGAAACCUAAAAAGAAAAAGAAGAAAAUAACCCCGAAAGAGGAGAUUAAACCUAAACGAACUUCGUCAAAAGCGAGAAAAUCGAGUUCUAAGUCCAGAAAGAAAGAAGAAACACCUCCACCUCCCGUUAAAAAGAUACGCAAAGUUAGCCCUGUUAAAGUGAAAGCCAAAUCAGUCAGUAAAUCUCCGAGCGCAUCAAGUAGUCAAUCCAGGUCAAACACAAGGUCGAAGAGCCGAUCAAAGUCACCAUCUCCGGCAAAACAUGAUAGGAAGCCGAGAGGUUCUGGACGGCAGAGGAAAGAUCGAGAUCGCAAGAAGAGAUCAAGGAGUAGGAGCAGGAGCAAAAGUAAGAGCAGGAGCAGGAGCAGAAGCAGGAGUAGAAGCAGAGACAGGAGGAGAAGGAGGUCUCCAUCAGGAUCCAGACGAAGACAUGAUGGUGGGCGCAGCAAGAGACGGUCUAGGUCCAGGAGUUCCAGCUCCAGCGGAUCAGAUGAUGACAAAUAUUCGGGGAUUAUGCGGUCACGUGGCCGAGGACAAGGCCGAGGACAGGGCCGUGGACAAGGUCGAGGACAGGGCCGAGGACAGUGGAGGGGUCGCGGUAGAGGAGGCGGGGGCUAUAACCCUAACUACCGGAAGUGGGAUUCAAAUUACAAACCCAAGCCCCGUUUGUACAACUCAGGGAAUUCACACUCAGGGUUCGCUCCCCGAAGUGUUUGGGACAAGAGUAAGAAGGAUGAUGACAGGAGAUCUAGGAGUCCUAGCCGAAAUGAUGCCGACAGUAAAAUGAGUUCAGAUCAGAAUGAGAGAAGGAAUGAGGACAGAAAGCAAGGAGAUAACCAAACCUCCUACAUGGACGAUGCUUCUAUUCGGAAACCUGUCAGAUCUAAAGCAGAUGACGGGGUGGAAGUAUCAUGGAACAAGUAUAAGAGUGUUCGUCUUGCUCACGCAGGCAUGAGGAGCAAAUGGUCAGAAGAUGAGGAAGACAAGGUUAAAAUAUCAGCGGGAAAUGGAGCUAAGAAACGUUCUGAUAGCAACACCCAGGAGUUCCCUUAUCCAAACGCUGUUGAACCGAAAGACGGAAAAUCAGAUGCCUUACUGACAGAGUAUAACAGUCCUAAAAUAGAUUUCUCUUGACGAAGAAUUCAGUUCUAAGGAUUUCAUCACAAGAGCAAGACUCGACCAACAGUGGAAUGCGUCACAGACUUUUUAUUUAUUUCUAUUUCGUCGGAAGCUGAACAAUUUGUGGAAUGUCACGAAUUUUUGACAGAAUUUAUUGUUUGAAGCUGCGAGAACAUAUUUGUAACAUCCACAAUUCCACACUUAAUACACAUUAAAUAGGAGACUUCUGCUCCGAUUGUUUUGCGCCGUUAAAGUUAAACUUCAAUCAACGAUUGAUUUUCGCUUGUUUUGGUUAAAAGGGGAUAGUUGUAACUUCUUCUUACUUUGACCGUUGAUUUAAAAGGGUAUCUUAUUAAUUUAUACAUGUUUAACUAAAUUAUUACUAUAGCUACCAACACCAAGACAUCGUCGUGUUUUUGAAUUUUGUGUUCACGUUAACCCCUGCCGUUACUACAUAUAAAUAUAAUAUGCGUAUGAGUAAUGAGAUUCGAUGAAUUUUAGUGGAUUUCGAUCCAUUGAGACGUUUACUCUUUAAUUAUCUCCUUCGCACCACUCCUAUAGUAUUACCUUGAAUGAUAAUUGUAAUUUGGAAGCGAGAUUUUUCAUUUUAUCAAACUUUUUAA
This is a messenger RNA of Bolinopsis microptera, 3273 nucleotides long. RefSeq names its product peptidyl-prolyl cis-trans isomerase G-like. The transcript has 20 exons. The coding region runs from base 2 to 2665 and encodes 887 amino acids. NCBI's taxonomy places the organism in Eukaryota, Metazoa, Ctenophora, Tentaculata, Lobata, Bolinopsidae. Gene Ontology annotation, molecular function: peptidyl-prolyl cis-trans isomerase activity. Gene Ontology annotation, biological process: protein folding; protein peptidyl-prolyl isomerization. The record is from RefSeq and is a predicted model, not a curated record.